AAACAAAUGGCACUCAAGUUGUAUGGGGCUGCCUUGUCCCCCUGCACUUCUCGUGUAAUGACCUGCUUGCAUGAGAAGGAAGCAGAUUUCGAGCUCGUCCCCGUCGACCUUUUCGUCGGUGAACACAAGCAACUUCCUUUCUUAGCCAAGAAUCCCUUCGGUCAGAUUCCAGUGCUAGAUGAUGGCGAUCUCAGUCUUUUGGAAUCAAGAGCAAUUUCAGAGUAUGUUGCUGAAAAGUUCAAGGAAACCGGCAACGAUCUCAUCAGGCACCAAAGCUUUAAAGAAGCUGCCGAGGUCAAAGUGUGGAUGGAGGUCGAAUCCCAGCACUACCACCCUGAGAUUUCCCCGAUUAUUUUCCAGUUCUUCGCCGCACCUCUCCAGGGAAAAUCCCCCGAUCAAGCAAUCAUCGACGAGAACGCCGCGAAGCUCGGCAAAGUACUCGACGCAUAUGAAGACAAACUCGGACGAACCAAGUACUUAGCUGGUGAUUUUUACAGCUUGGCCGAUUUGUUCCACUUGUCUUUUACUUACUAUUUCAUGAAAACUCCUUGUGCUGAUCUGAUAAAUGAUCGCCCACACGUUAAAGCUUGGUGGGAAGAUAUUUCUUCCAGGCCUGCUUUCCAGAAGGUGGCUUCGGCUAUGAAUUUUGGAGAGAAUGGGAACUGAUGAUCGUAAUUUUUGUUUUUUGUUUUUUUAAUGAAAUUCCAUCUGGUUUUGGUGUUGUUGGUUUGUUU
This is a messenger RNA of Hibiscus syriacus, 734 nucleotides long. Its product is annotated as glutathione S-transferase F13-like. The transcript has 3 exons. Bases 7 to 666 code for a protein of 219 amino acids. Gene Ontology annotation, molecular function: glutathione transferase activity; glutathione binding. The record is from RefSeq and is a predicted model, not a curated record. Gene Ontology annotation, cellular component: cytoplasm. Lineage: Eukaryota; Viridiplantae; Streptophyta; Magnoliopsida; Malvales; Malvaceae.